AUGCCGGCGUUGGAAGAGAUGGACAAAAACCCAUCCGCCUAUCGGGAGGUGGAUUUAAGUGUGCCAGCCGGCCAGCAGCUGUGUGGUUUGAAUCAUUCGUUCGAACACAACUUGACUAAUGAUGAUCCAGCAAAGGUAGAGAAAAAGGCAUCGCCAGCGAAAAAAGAACCCAAUUCGUAUGCGACAGUGAGCCCGGAACUUAGUUACGCCCAUGUGACACAAUGGGGUAACAGUGGGCGUGAAAACCCAUCCUGCAACGACCCCCUGAUCGAACAACUCGGACAACAAAUGCAGAAGAUCAGCAUCACACCGGCAGCCGAGCCGGUUGGGUCGGGUGCAGAAACGACGCAGCAGCAGCAGUCGAAGCAGCCAGAACCGGUGGACGACAUUAAGUAUGAUGAUGGCCACUAUCCACCGGCAAUCUUGGAGGCAGCGUUAGAAUUUGCGGCCCGUGAAUUAUGUCCAAAUGCGCCAUCUUUCUUCCCGGCACAUGCUCAGCAAGAGGAAGAGAAGCAGUAUUGGCAACAACAGCAACAACAACAACAGCAACAAUUGCUGCAGUGCCAACAACAACAACAGUUGGGACAACUACAACAGCAGCAACAAGAGCAACAGCCGCAACAACAUUUCCUACAGUGUCAACAACAACAACAGUUGGCACAACUACAACAGCAGCAACAAGAGCAACAGCAACAACAACAAUUGCUACAGUGCCAACAACAACAACAGUUGUGCCAACAACAACAACAACAGUUGGCACAGUUGCAACAGCAGCAACAACAUCAACAAUUGCUGCAGCGCCAACAACAUCAUCAUUACAUGGCGCAGCUGCAACAACAAUUGCCGCAACCGCGCGAACCACAACAUCGUACCGUAUUCAACGGACCAACACCAAGGCAACAAGACGCGUACGAAAUCAUCCUUCCCGACGGUAAUAAAGUGUAUUAUCAGCCAAGCCCGCAGCCGACGGUCCAACUGUCGCUGCAGGAACUGAGGGAACGAGAAACGGUGCAAUAUCCGUUCGAUUCCGUGUCCGUGACUGUAAACGCUAGGGCACCACAACCCAUUGCUUCCGGCCCAAUGGCAAUGGAGUUCGAAUCGCGCGUUUGGCAACUGCUCGAACGAAUCGAUAAUGCCGACACCGUGCCGGAUUUUUACAGCAUCGAAAGUGACAUUGACACGCUGCGCUUGGAAAUAGACGAGGUACUGCGAUUGGAAAGCAUACUCAAACAGACCGAUCAGCAACCGCUGGAAGAAUAA
This is a messenger RNA of Anopheles funestus (African malaria mosquito), 1260 nucleotides long. RefSeq lists its product as uncharacterized. The transcript is spliced from 4 exons. Bases 1 to 1260 code for a protein of 419 amino acids. The record is from RefSeq and is a predicted model, not a curated record. NCBI's taxonomy places the organism in Eukaryota, Metazoa, Arthropoda, Insecta, Diptera, Culicidae.